Molecule: messenger RNA, 750 nt
Organism: Ilex paraguariensis (yerba mate)
Lineage: Eukaryota; Viridiplantae; Streptophyta; Magnoliopsida; Aquifoliales; Aquifoliaceae
Source: the annotation of a GenBank genome assembly
AUGAAGCUCUCGGAGAACAAUCCAUUUCUUUCUCACCUUCUAUUUGUUUUCCUUGCGAGCAUUAUAUUAGGGGCGGGUAGAGCUUUGAGCAUCAGAUUUCCGGAUCGGAUCGCUGAAUUCCCCAAGGACAAGUCCAAUCAGCCCCUAAAAACUGCAGUUUUCGCUCUAGGAAGCUUUUGGAGGUCCGAGGCCGUGUUUGGAUGCUUGGAUGGCGUUGUACGGACGACCGUCGGUUAUGCCGGUGGAUCUAAAAUGAGCCCCGAGUACCGAAGCUUGGGUGAUCACGCCGAGUGUGUACAGAUUGAAUACGAUGCUAGGCUGAUUAAUUUCAGGAAACUUUUGGAGGUGUUCUGGUCCAGUCAUGAUUCCAGGCAAGUAUUUGGGCAGGGUCCUGAUGUGGGUAAUCAAUACAGAUCUAUUAUCUUUACAAAUGGAACUGAAGAGUCCAGAUUGGCUGCUGUCAGCAAAGAAAGAGAGCAAACUAGGUCAAAGAGCAGCAUCGUCACCACUCAAAUUCAACAUCUUGGAACAUUUUAUCCUGCAGAGCCCGAACAUCAGAAAUUUGAGCUCAAACAGAAUCCAUUUCUCCUCCAGUUGAUUGGGAACUUGCCUGAAGAAGAGCUUGAGAAGUCGAGCAUGGCAGCAAAACUAAACAGCUAUGCAGCCGAGCUUUGUCCACUGAAGAUGCAAAAGCAGAUUGAUACCAAGAUCAGGGAUAUCAUUAAAAGAGGUUGGCCCAUUUUAAGAUAA